AUGAAGAUCUUCAGUUGGAAUGUUAGAGGACUACGGUCUCGUAGGAAAAGGGACGUAGUUAAAGAUAUUUUGAAAACGCAACAACCAGAUGUAGUGAUGUUUCAAGAGACAAAGUGUGAGGAGUGUGAUAGGGUUUUUAUUAGGAGUGUUUGGGGGACUCGAUUUAGGAGAUGGGCUGUUUUGCCUUCUACAGGGAGAUCCGGGGGAAUUUUGAUUAUGUGGGAUGAUAGAGUCGUAUCGGAGUGUGAGGUAGUUGUUGGGGUAUUUUCAUUGUCUAUUAAAUUUAGGAAUAGGGAUAAUAAGGAAUGGUGGCUCACAGGGGUUUAUGGUCCUAAUAGACCCUGGAGUCGGCAAGAUUGGUGGGAUGAGUUGGGAGGAUUAUUUGGGCUUUGUACUCCUAAUUGGUGUGUGGGUUGGGAUUUCAAUGUGGUUAGGCUCGCUUCGGAAAAACUCAAUGGGGUUUCUACCAACAGGAGUAUGCGGGAUUUCGAUUCUUUUAUAAGGGAGUGUGAGUUGAUUGAUCCUCCCUUGAGUAAUGCAAGGUUCACCUGGUCUAAUCUUCAGGAAAAUCGGGUGUGUCGCAGAUUGGAUAGGUUUCUUCAUACUUUAGGAUGGGAGGAGUUAUUUCUGAACAUAAGGAAAGAGGUAAGGCCUAGAGUAGUGUCAGAUCAUUUUCCCGUGAUUCUUGAGAGUUGUCCCUUUAAAUGGGGUCCUUCCCCAUUCAGGUUCGAGAAUAUGUGGUUGGAAAAUCGAUCUUUUAAGGAGUUCUUUAGAGAUUGGUGGGAAAAUGGUAGAGUCCAUGGAUGGGAGGGCUUUAAGUUUAUACAAAAGUUGAGAGGUGUCAAGGAUAAUUUAAAAGUUUGGAAACGUGAAGGUUUUGGGGAUUUAGGUGCGGUGAAAAUGGGGUUAGUUCGGGAUAUUGAGGAAUUAGAUGUGAAGGAGGCUGGGGAGGGUUUAUCUAGAGCAUUAAGGGAAAGGCGGUCUAUGCUCAGAAUGAAACUGGAAGAGAUUGUUUUUGAGGUCAAAGAGCUAAGUUGA
This is a messenger RNA of Camellia sinensis, 1038 nucleotides long. RefSeq lists its product as uncharacterized. The record is from RefSeq and is a predicted model, not a curated record. NCBI's taxonomy places the organism in Eukaryota, Viridiplantae, Streptophyta, Magnoliopsida, Ericales, Theaceae. Gene Ontology annotation, molecular function: catalytic activity.